AUGAUACAGCCCGACGCGCACCCCGCGCUCGCCCUGCUCGUUAAAGGUGACGUGGACGGCUCCGUGGAAGCUAUCCUGGACAUUCUGGAGACAUAUGAUGAACAUGAAACUGUAAGAUUAGAUCUCGUGCACUUCGGGGUUGGACCAAUCACGCCUAACGACUUGGAGAUAGCAGAGAUAUUCAAAGCCGUGAUCUACGCUUUCAACGUGGAUUGUCCACCGCCGUUAGCAGUGGAGGCAAAAAAGAAGAAUAUUGCGAUUAAAAAACACAACAUUAUCUACCGAAUGGUGGAUGACAUCAAGGAAGAACUUAGUGUCAGGAUACCGAAGAGACAGGAGGAAGAGUUUGUUGGUGAAGCUAACGUCCUCCAAGAAUUUAUAGUGACUGAGAACAAGAAGAAAGUGCCGGUGGCGGGAUGUCGGUGCACGAAGGGUUCGCUCGCACGUAAUGCCUUGUACAAGGUCAUUAGAGGUGAAGACGUCGUGUACCAAGGUAAAUUGGCGUCCAUGAAGCACCUAAAAGAUGAAGUGGCAACGAUCAAGUGCGACAUGGAGUGUGGGCUGCGGUUCGAGGAGCCGGUCCCUCUGCAGCCCGGGGACACCGUGCUGUGCUACCGCCUCGUCGACGUCACGCACCACACCGCCUGGGACCCCGGCUUUUGA
This is a messenger RNA of Arctia plantaginis, 663 nucleotides long. The record is from the annotation of a GenBank genome assembly. Lineage: Eukaryota; Metazoa; Arthropoda; Insecta; Lepidoptera; Erebidae.